Drosophila miranda is the source of this 763-nucleotide messenger RNA. RefSeq lists its product as uncharacterized. Bases 183 to 668 code for a protein of 161 amino acids. The record is from RefSeq and is a predicted model, not a curated record. NCBI's taxonomy places the organism in Eukaryota, Metazoa, Arthropoda, Insecta, Diptera, Drosophilidae. The transcript has a single exon.
GUGGCACCCCCUUAAAACUUGGUUCACUCUUUUCAGUUUUUGGAAACAAUGACAAGAGCAUUGACAAGUUGUGACUAUAUGGAGAAAAUUCAGCAUUUCAAAAAUUACUAGCUUCACUAUAGAAAAACAUUACCAGAAAAACAUAUAUCUAUCUACCGAUCGUAGCUUGAUAACACCAAAUCAUGUACAAAAUUAAUAUGGGAGCCAGCAAGAUCGCUGCUAAAACGCGUGGCGGUCUGGCUCAUAGUCUCGAUAAAUUCGACGGGAUCAAGGAGAGCAGCAAGACGAACGGGAGUAUCGAUCUAAACACGACCACGGAGCACAACAAUAUCCCACGUCCAGUAUUUAAAAAGCGUAUCUCGAAACGUACUAAACCAACCAAGAAAAACGAGAAUGGAGUGAUAUCAUCGCAGAAUGAGGAACUCGUAAACUAUAUAAAUGACUCAUGGAACAUGUUAGUGGGACCAAAUCCUACUGAUGCGACCCCAACAGCCGACCAGACAAUUGGUUCUGAGGAAAGCACAUUGGCCAAUACACAGGCUGCCACCUCUUCAUUGGCGACUGUUUGGAUAGAGCCCCCUAGCCCAGACUUGGAAGACUUUAAGCCCUUCGAUCUGGAAUCCUGGUGGAGUCGCCGCUUGUUCGAAAACAUUACCAAAGACCUCUAAGAGACCUCCAAGAGUAUCUUAAGUUGAAGUUAAGUUAAGUUGUACGAGUAUGUCAAAUAAUAACAGCAAUAAGUAAACUGAAUGUUCUUUCCGUA